This is a messenger RNA of Cuscuta europaea, 631 nucleotides long. The record is from the annotation of a GenBank genome assembly. NCBI's taxonomy places the organism in Eukaryota, Viridiplantae, Streptophyta, Magnoliopsida, Solanales, Convolvulaceae.
CAAGCAUCAAUUCUCAAGCUUCUUCAUCCCAAUUUGAGCUUCAAUUCAAGGUCAAAUGGCUCCUAAACGCCGAAAUGAUGCUACUUCUUCCUCUUCAUCCGUACCACGUUUCACCUCCACGGAGAAUGAAGCUUGGUACGAUCAAAGGAAGAAGUGGAAGAUUGUGAUUGAAAAGACCGUGCAUCCGGAGAUCGAAGCUCUCUAUCGACUCUCCGAUGCUUUUCACAAAUUGGGAUGGGCCGUCAUGCUCACUUUGACUGGGGCAUUCUACCCGACGCUUGUAUGGGAGUUCUAUGGCAAUAUUGAGAAGAAAAUGGACCCGUUUGGGAAUAUUGUGAGCACUGUUAAAGGCACAAAGAUCACCAUUAGCAAACAACAAUUGAGCAACUUGCUUCGCGUCCCCAACGACGGUCAUCCGGUUGAAAUGAACUCUGUAGUGGUGCUCACCGACCCCACUUACAAGGAGAUCGAUGUCAUGAACAACUAUGGAUUCGAUGAAGAACUCAAGGCCCGUGUUCUUGAACCCCGAGAGAGGCUAAUUGCAUACCUUUUGAGCUUCAACAUCUUGCCAAGAGCUAGUGACACGCAUGUGCUUCGGCGGUUGGACCUCUAUCUCAUGCACAAAAUGAUG